AUGGCCCGCGGAAUCAAGAAGCACCAGAAGCGCCUCAGCGCCCCCUCGCACUGGCUGCUUGACAAGCUGUCCGGCACCUACGCUCCUAAGCCUUCUGCCGGUCCUCACAAGCUCCGCGACUGCAUGCCCCUGAUCGUGUUCAUCCGCAACCGUCUCAAGUAUGCUCUCAACUACCGUGAGACCAAGGCCAUCCUGAUGCAGCGACUGGUCAAGGUCGACGGCAAGGUCCGCACCGAUUCCACCUACCCCUCCGGCUUCAUGGACGUCAUCACCAUCGAGAAGACUGGCGAGAACUUCCGCCUUGUCUACGACACCAAGGGUCGAUUCACCGUCCACCGAAUCCAGAACGAGGAGGCCGAGUACAAGCUGGGCAAGGUCAAGCGUGUCCAGCUUGGUCGCGGUGGAAUCCCAUUCUUGGUCACGCACGAUGCACGAACGUGA
This is a messenger RNA of Fusarium poae, 441 nucleotides long. RefSeq lists its product as uncharacterized. The coding region runs from base 1 to 441 and encodes 146 amino acids. Gene Ontology annotation, cellular component: ribosome; cytosolic small ribosomal subunit. Gene Ontology annotation, biological process: translation. NCBI's taxonomy places the organism in Eukaryota, Fungi, Ascomycota, Sordariomycetes, Hypocreales, Nectriaceae. The record is from RefSeq and is a predicted model, not a curated record. The transcript is spliced from 2 exons. Gene Ontology annotation, molecular function: structural constituent of ribosome; RNA binding.